Molecule: messenger RNA, 387 nt
Organism: Knipowitschia caucasica
Lineage: Eukaryota; Metazoa; Chordata; Actinopteri; Gobiiformes; Gobiidae
Source: the annotation of a GenBank genome assembly
AUGCCAACAUCUGAGAGCCGUGACACCACAACAACUACAAUUACUGCAGCUCUUACGACAGCAAAGUCACCUGCUGCCAGUGCCACCUCCCAACCUGUGCUUUCAACACGUGCCAUGCAGCUGAGCCUUUCUGAGAGGAAUCUGACAAUUACCUUCAGCUGUAUUUUGGGUUUCUUUGCUCUGGUUGUCGUUGCUGUUAAGUUCAACAGAUGCAUUCAUAAAACGCAGUUCUUACAUCAACCUCUGCACAACAUAGAAGACUUAAAUGGCUCCACAACAGGCAACACACUCAUCUCUAGAGGACUUCAUGAUGGACAUCCGAUCUAUGACAAUGUACCACCAGCCGGACAAGACGAAGCCCACUUCAGCCUCGAGUUUCUUCAUUAA